Messenger RNA from Pteronotus mesoamericanus, 1700 nucleotides. It is a transcript of the gene TMEM51, whose product is annotated as transmembrane protein 51. NCBI's taxonomy places the organism in Eukaryota, Metazoa, Chordata, Mammalia, Chiroptera, Mormoopidae. Bases 297 to 1046 code for a protein of 249 amino acids. The record is from RefSeq and is a predicted model, not a curated record. The transcript is spliced from 4 exons.
CAGCGCCUGACGGAGACCGAGCUGGACCCGCCGCCCGGGUGGGUCCUUCAUUCAAGAGCUCAGCAUGAAGAGUUCUUUUCAGGCCUUCCUUGAGCCUCCCAGGUAAUGACAGACCUGUUGGUUGCAGCUGUCCACACGGGAUGCCUCGCGUUUGCCUGGGAGUUCGGCUGCUGCUUUUUUUAGUGUAACGCUAGGGAUCCUGUUAAGUGCAUUUACGGGUUUUUGUUGCGGUAACGGCUGCUGCUUUUUAUUUAUUUUCUUCCUUUGAACCGGGGCCCGGCCCUGCUCCCACUGACAUGAUGGCCCAGUCCAAAGCCAACGGCUCUCACUAUGCGCUGACUGCCAUCGGCCUGGGGAUGCUGGUGCUCGGGGUCAUCAUGGCCAUGUGGAACCUGGUACCCGGCUUCAGCGCCACCGAGAAGCCGACAGCUCAGGGGAACAAGACGGAGACGGGCAGCGGCAUUCUCAAGAGCAAGACGUUCUCUGUGGCCUACGUGCUGGUCGGGGCCGGGGUGAUGCUGCUGCUGCUCUCCAUCUGCCUGAGCAUCCGGGACAAGAGGAAGCAGCAGCGAGGCGAGGAGAUGGCGCACAUCCAGUACCCGCCGGGGGCCGAGCCCCACGCCCAGGAGGAAGACAGCCAAGAGGAGGAGGAGGAGGCCGCCUCCCGGUACUACGUCCCCAGCUACGAGGAAGUGAUGAAUACAAACUUCUCAGAAGCCAGGGAACCAAACCAGAGCCCCAGGAUGAGCAUCUCUCUCCCCUCCUACGAGUCCUUGACGGGCCUCGACGAGACGAGCCCCACGACCACCCGGGCCGACGUAGAGGGCAGCCCCGGGAAUCCCCCCGACAGGCAGAACUCCAAGUUGGCUAAACGCCUGAAGCCACUGAAAGUUCGAAGGAUUAAAUCUGAAAAACUUCACCUCAAAGACUUUAGGAUCAACCUCCCAGACAAAAAUGUCCCUCCUCCCUCCAUCGAGCCUUUGACGCCCCCGCCACAGUACGACGAAGUCCAGGAGAAGGUCCCCAAUGCCCGGCCACCUGACUGAUGGCCCCUCUCUGGUGUGUUCCCUCCUGUCACUCACCCUCCGCACCAACAGAGCCCCAGGGAGCCACUCCAGCCACAGUUGAGAAGCGAGGGGACAGAUGCACUGAGCGGUUUUGGAUGAGGGGUGUGGGUUGCGGAGUCAUGUGAUUCUGGGGUGUCUCACACCCACAGAACCUCGUGUAGCAGGUGCACGGGAAAGAUGCUGGGGACCCCAUCUGGGGACGGGUGUAGGCAUCUUCCCCAUCGUCCUUCCUCAACUGAAUUGUUGAUGACAACAGCCUCUUCCCGACCAGGAAAGGCUACCUGGCCACUGGUUUAGAUUGUGGUUUUGUUUUGCUUUCACUGGGACUGUUUUGUUUCCAAAAGAAAACAAGUCAUGCCUUUGCUUUCUUCACUGGCAUCCUGAACCGUGGGCAGGAAAUACAACUCACCUUUGAAGAAAGGACUUGGAGCCGUUUGGUGAAUUAAGCAAAACAGACGGCUGCGUGACUCGGGGGGUGAGGCCCGGCUGGGGUUCUCAGGGCCCCGCACGUCGGUGGUUCUUUGACGGCCCAGGCCCUGAUGAUGCUUAAGAUCAUAGUCUAAACGGUAUACUUUCCUAGUCUCCUAUUUAACGGCAGGAAAGGCCACGUUCUGUUCCUUCUAAAAUGCUGUG